Anopheles stephensi (Asian malaria mosquito) is the source of this 1994-nucleotide messenger RNA. RefSeq lists its product as uncharacterized. The transcript is spliced from 2 exons. Lineage: Eukaryota; Metazoa; Arthropoda; Insecta; Diptera; Culicidae. Bases 832 to 1944 code for a protein of 370 amino acids. The record is from RefSeq and is a predicted model, not a curated record.
AACGCACCACCACUACUAGAGUAAGACUGCCAGACUCGGAAGGUAACACCUGCGUACUGUAGAAGCCCAUUCGAGGCGUACUUAAUGAAUUAUCUAUGUUUUAGGUCACCCAACUGUCCACCCACGUUUACCGGAAGAGUUUACCGGCACCUGCGCAAUUAGAUUUACACCCACCCACACCCCCGUUCUUUUGCUGUAUGCGGCAUCGCAUCCGCGAGGCGAUUGAACCCGUCCAAUCCGUAGAUCCGUAGAUCCGAGAUGACGCCUUCGACGCGGUGGUGGUGCCCCGUAUUGUGCAUUCGAUGCGCUCGUUUUCGCAAACCCGCCCCGGUGUGCAAAGCCCAACAGCAGAAUGAGGAAGAAAAAUAAAUGCUCGAUCAUGUUCUGUUCCGGGGCUGUUGGGGUUGACAUGGGAAGCCACACACACAACACCGUUCAUGCGUGACGGUCUUGAGAUGUUGCUCGGCCCACCGUGGAGAGUUCGAUUUUUUGCCUGCCACAACAUUGGUUUCUUGGGAGGGUUGUUUUCAUCUUGGUUUCUUAUGCUGCUGAUGAACUUAGGGGGGGUGAGGUGGGGGGGGGGGGGUGAUGAAUUUCCCGGUCUGCCAAAAGAACGGUCCGAAGGUGGAACGAAUAGUCAAUGGAUGGCGUGGUGGCGUGAAUAGUAAUGGGAAGAACCUCCAGAAGCCGCCACUUCCCGUACCAGCCGUCCGGUGGUCGGUGAAUAUAUAUUUAAGGCCGGCAGCGGACGAUGCCCACGGUCAGUGGUGCUCGAGUGUUCGGUGAUUGUGAAUUGCGAUUUUCAAAGUGUUUCGACUCCCGAAAGCAAUCAUGAUGGUUGGAAGAAACUGGAAGUGCACGUGUCUGAUGCCUGUUAUUUGGCAAGCGCUGCUUGUCGUGACGAUCGGUAGUUUGUGUGUGGAGAACACCGGUGCGUAUCCGUAUGCGGAUGAUUUCCCGUAUCAGGUGCAUGGCCGCCCGGUAUCCGUAUCGUCCGCGUCGGGUGGUUCCGGUGUAAAGAAGCUGCUGAGCGGUAGCUCCAAGGGUGCGAGCGGUGAGGGUGGCAGUGAUGCGCGUGACCACCGUAAGGAGCACGCGUUCGACGAGGCGGGCAGUAUUGGGUCGGCCUCGGACGCUGUCCGCUACCAUCAACUCGACAAUCAACUGGACGGGCACCGGGUGCUGGAUGCGAGCAAGGGCAGUACGGUCGACAAGGUGAAGCAUCUGGCGGGGGAAAACUUUGAGGCGGACAAAUCGCACAACCGGAAGCACAUCAAGUCGGGAUUUAGCAACUCCUACCACAAGGACGAGAGUGGUAGCAAGAGUUCGUAUUACGAGGAUUCGGACGAUCAUGGCGGUAAGCAGGUGUACGAUAAUCGGCACAACCAGCGGAACGACUACGCGGACAAGCUGUACAGCCAGGAUCGGCGCAACGACUACCUGCGGGAUCACUACGAUGAUCGGGCCUCGGGUAGUGAGCUGCUGGGAGCGCACAACUAUCGGCGCGUAGGUGCCCUUGAUCGCGGUAACGCUUACGGCCAUCGCGACGGUUACGCACACAACGACCACAAUGAUCAACACUACGGUACGUCGGCGUACGGUGGCUACGACUAUUAUCAACCCGGUGCCAACUACCACCACUACGAUGAUCUGUACCGUCGCCGUUCGUACUACAAUCCGAGACCAUCGUUUGCCACCGCUCCGUUGCAACCGGCGCCGAUCACGAUUUACGAAGAUCCGCGCGACUAUGCACCGUACCCGGCCGCCCCCUAUCCGGUGCGUGAGGUGCGCGAUGGUUCGAGUGUGCUGAGCAGAGACGCAGCCGACUACCACCAUCAUCAUCAUCACCAUCCCCAAGAUCAGGACGGAUCGUUUGGGCAGCGGCGACGGCUCAUCUACCGGCCCAGUCCGGCACCAAUGCUGACCGGGUACAGCCGUUACUGAGCGGUAGGAGUGUCCUUUCCGCCCAGUAAAGUGCGCGCGACCGUCCAUUU